CGAAAACGUGGACGGGCUGAAACUCCGGCUUGGCUCAACCAGACUGCUCUCUCCCUUGGUGACAUCGUGCCCGUGGUACCUGAGGAAUGAAAGCUGUCAUUUCAGCCGGAUGUCAAACACGAGAAAUCGGACAGCUGCCCGAGCACCCACAGUGUUCACUGUUCACUGUUCACCAUGUUUCAGUGGCUGGAGUGGUUCUUUCCUGGCCUGAAUUCGCGCCUACAAAUCGAGGCUGUCGCCCGCGGAAGCGAAAUACAUGAUUCUAGCAUCUGAUAUCGAACCAAGUCAGACGAUCCUAACCGAACCUAAAUAAUCGUCUCUGCGAAAGAAAGCACUCUCUCAGCUUGUUCACGAUGCGCCACCUCUCGCUGACCGUCCUCUUCUCCCUCCUCAGCACCACCACCCUCGUGGCAGCACGUCCCCCUGCUCCCUCGACCACCACGACAACGUGCGAGAGCAGCCCCAAGCCGACCUACCAGCCCUGCGGCGGCUUCCGCAUCAAGCCCUUCGACUGCCCCAAGGGCCAGGCCUGCAUCGACGACCCCUACACCGGCGGCUGCGGCAUGGCCUGUGACAUGCCCGGCAUCUGCGUCGACGUCGCCGCCUCCGCCUUCUGCGGCGGCUUUGCUGGCAUUCCAUGCAAGGACGGCAGGAAGUGCGUGGAUGACCCGCGCGACGAAUGCGAUCCCGACAAUGGCGGUGCCGAUUGUGGUGGUAUCUGUGUCUGAGCAGGGAGUCGGAGUCUCGGAGUAUAAGAGGGGGGUGGUUGGGGGUGAGAGGAUACUGCCGAGGUUAGGGAGGGUUGUAUGUACUACAUCGAUUGGAACGCCAAAACAAACCAGGAAGAGAGCCACGAGAUAAAUGGAAAAGCCUGAGCAUCUCGGAAUAUGGGUGUAUUCUCGUUGAUUCUAUUCUUUAGCCUUUUCACAGACCCUAUAAACAAGUAGUUGAGCCAA
Messenger RNA from Chaetomium strumarium, 956 nucleotides. RefSeq lists its product as uncharacterized. NCBI's taxonomy places the organism in Eukaryota, Fungi, Ascomycota, Sordariomycetes, Sordariales, Chaetomiaceae. The transcript has a single exon. The record is from RefSeq and is a predicted model, not a curated record. The coding region runs from base 354 to 728 and encodes 124 amino acids.